Molecule: messenger RNA, 6303 nt
Organism: Manis javanica (Malayan pangolin)
Lineage: Eukaryota; Metazoa; Chordata; Mammalia; Pholidota; Manidae
Gene: LRFN1
Product: leucine rich repeat and fibronectin type III domain containing 1
Cellular component (GO): postsynaptic density membrane
Molecular function (GO): protein binding
Source: RefSeq, a predicted model, not a curated record
CAUGGCGCGGAGCGAGGCGGCGGCGGCGGGGCCGGGCCCGGGGCCCCCCCUCCCGGGCUGGGUACUGGCCCAGGCCCUGACUCCCUGAAGAGAGAUGAGCACAUUGAGGCACAGAGAGUGAAGUCACUCAACUAAAGUGCCGCCCCAGGGAACUGAAGGAUGAAGAAACCGAGAUUCAGAGAGGUUCAAACACUUGCCCGAGGUCACACAGCUAGACUUACCUCCCACUCCUCUUGCCUCCCCGGUGCACCAUGGCUCCAGGCCCCUUCUUCUCGGCGCUCCUCUCGCCGACGCCUGCUGCCCUGCCCUUCCUGCUGCUACUCUGGGCUGGGGCAUCUCGUGGCCAGCCCUGCCCCGGCCGCUGCAUCUGCCAGAACGUGGCGCCCACACUGACCAUGCUGUGCGCCAAGACUGGCUUGCUCUUUGUGCCACCGGCUAUCGACCGGCGAGUGGUAGAGCUGCGGCUCACUGACAAUUUCAUCGCAGCUGUGCGCCGCCGAGAUUUCGCCAACAUGACCAGCCUGGUGCACCUGACCCUGUCCCGUAAUACCAUCGGCCAGGUGGCAGCUGGCGCCUUUGCCGACCUCCGCGCCCUCCGUGCUCUGCACCUCGACAGCAACCGUCUGGCCGAGGUGCGCGGUGACCAGCUCCGUGGCUUGGGCAACCUCCGCCACUUGAUCCUUGGCAACAACCAGAUCCGCCGGGUGGAGUCGGCUGCCUUUGAUGCCUUCCUGUCUACCGUGGAAGACCUGGAUCUGUCCUACAACAACCUCGAGGCCCUGCCAUGGGAGGCCGUAGGCCAGAUGGUGAACCUGAACACCCUCACGUUGGACCACAAUCUCAUUGAUCACAUCGCCGAAGGUACCUUCGUGCAGCUUCACAAACUGGUUCGCCUGGACAUGACUUCCAACCGCCUCCAUAAACUGCCCCCUGAUGGGCUCUUCCUGAGGUCCCAAGGCACCGGGCCGAAGCCACCCACACCUCUCACCGUCAGCUUCGGCGGCAACCCUCUGCACUGCAAUUGCGAGCUGCUCUGGCUGCGGCGGCUGACCCGAGAGGAUGACCUGGAGACAUGCGCUACCCCCGAGCACCUCACCGACCGCUACUUCUGGUCCAUCCCGGAGGAGGAGUUCCUGUGUGAACCCCCUCUGAUCACACGGCAGGCGGGGGGCCGGGCCCUGGUGGUGGAGGGCCAGGCAGUCAGCCUGCGGUGCCGCGCUGUGGGUGACCCUGAACCCGUAGUGCACUGGGUGGCGCCUGAUGGGCGGUUGCUGGGGAACUCCAGUCGGACUCGGGUCCGGGGGGAUGGGACACUGGAUGUAACCAUCACCACCUUGCGGGACAGUGGCACCUUUACUUGCAUCGCCUCCAACGCUGCCGGCGAAGCCACAGCACCUGUGGAGGUGUGCGUGGUACCUCUGCCUCUGAUGGCACCCCCACCAGCUGCCCCACCACCUCUCACCGAGCCUGGCUCCUCUGACAUUGCAACGCCUGGCCGACCCGGUGCCAAUGAAUCAACUGCUGAGCGCCGGCUGGUAGCAGCCGAACUCACCUCAAACUCCGUGCUCAUCCGCUGGCCAGCCCAGAGGCCUGUACCCGGCAUCCGCAUGUACCAGGUUCAGUACAACAGCUCUGCCGAUGAUUCUCUGGUGUACAGGAUGAUCCCAUCUACCAGCCAAACAUUCCUGGUGAACGAUCUGGCGGCCGGCCGCGCCUACGACCUGUGCGUGCUGGCUGUCUACGAUGACGGGGCUACAGCGCUGCCGGCCACGCGAGUGGUGGGCUGUGUGCAGUUUACCACGGCUGGGGAUCCGGCGCCCUGCCGCCCGCUGAGGGCCCAUUUCUUGGGUGGCACCAUGAUCAUCGCCAUUGGGGGCGUCAUCGUUGCCUCGGUCCUCGUCUUCAUCGUUCUGCUCAUGAUCCGCUACAAGGUCUAUGGCGAUGGAGAUGGCCGCCGCGUCAAGGGGACCUCCAGGUCGCCCCCGCGGGUCAGCCACGUGUGCUCGCAGACCAACGGUGCAGGCGCGGCACAGGUCCCGCCUCUGCCGGCGCAGGACCGGUACGAGGCCCUGCGCGAGGUGGCGUCCGCAGCUGGUGCCGCCGAGGCUGCCGAGGGGAAGGCCGCUGCGCCUGAGACGGCUCCCGCGGACUUGGAGGCGGUCCUUGGACGCUCCUUGAGCGGCUCGGCCACCUCGCUGUGCUUGCUGCCAUCCGAGGAAACCUUCGGGGAGGAACCUCGGGCCGCGGCGGGCCCUCGGAGAAGCCGUUCCGGGGCGCUGGGACCCCCAGCUUCGGCGCCCCCGACUCUAGCUCUAGUUCCUGGCGGGGCCCCGGCCCGGCCGAGGCCGCGGCAACGCUAUUCGUUCGACGGAGACUACGGGGCGCUCUUCCAGAGCCACAGUUACCCGCGCCGCGCCCGGCGGACAAAGCGCCACCGCUCCACGCCGCACUUGGACGGGGCUGGAGGGGGCGCGGCCGGGGAAGACGGAGACCUGGGGCUGGGCUCCGCCAGGGCGCGCUUGGCUUUUACGAGCACCGAGUGGAUGCUGGAGAGUACCGUGUGAGCGGCGGGCCGGCGCUGGGACGCCUGGGUGUCGCGGGCAAACGCCCAGCUGACCAGUCGCUGGCCUCCCAGACGCUGGGGCAGGACUCGGGGGAGAAAGCGCAACGCCAAUACGUCGGACUGGAGGGGAGACGUGUCCUUUUCCUCCCCGGAGGGGACCGGGCUGCCUGGACUAUGGCUCUAGGUCACGUCCCCACGCCCAGGGGGCUGGAGGGGUGGUCCACUGGGCUACCCUACCCCACGGACUCCUUGUUCCCUCCACUCUCCUGCCCCUCCCCUCGCGCGCUCGCGGACCUCGCUGGAGCCGGUGCCUUACACAGCGAAGCGCGGGGAGGGGCAGGGUCCCCGGACACUGCAGCACUGAGACACGAGCCCCCAACCCCACCCGGCACCCGGGGCAGGGGCGAGGGGCCCAUUUCUUGUAUCUGGCUGGACUAGAUCCUAUUCUAUCCCGCGGCGGCCUCCAAAGCCCCCACCCCAUCCCAUUCACCUCCCUGGUCCUGUUGGGUCUGACUUGGGGUCCCCCUUUCUCCGUUCCCUUCGUUUGUCUCUGACCCCCACUCUGUCGUCUCUGUCUUUCGUCUCUAUCUUCCCUAUUUGUCUCUCCUUUGUCUCUUCUGCCUCUAACCUCCCACGUUUUUGUCCAGUUUCCCUGUCUCUCCUAAUUACCUCUUCCAACUACGCAUUCUCCUGGGCAGGUCCCACUGGAAGGACCAGACUCUCCACUAUUCCUUAACCUUUCCCCAAAUAAAAUCCCCACAUAAACAAAAUCCAAAACCAAAUCCCCCUCCCUACUGGAGCCGGGACCCUCCACCGCAGCAGAAUUAAACUUUUUUCUGUGUCUGAGGCCGCUCUGCUGACCUCUGUGUGUGUCUGUGUGUCUUGGUGGUAGUAGUGGAGGGGGCAACCUAGAUUGUGAUACUCCUAGAUUACAGUUUAAGGACUCUUCAGUGAGACUGAAGGGGGAGGAUCGUUAGUUGAGACCAGGGAGACUUGUAGACUAUUUCCUCACUUCUGAAAGACUUAGAAGUGGGGAGUAAUAAUACAGUAAUAGCUAACAUUUAGUGAGUGCUUGCUUACCAUGUGCCAAGCAUCUAAGUGAUUUAAUCCUCACACCAACCCUGAGACAUCUGUACAGUUACCCUGUUUUACAGAUGAGGAAAUUGAGGCCCAGAAAACUUGCCCAAGGUCCCAUAACCAGAAGAUGGCAAAAUUGGGAUUUAGAAAGGCAAGCAGCCUGACUUGAGUCUGUACUGUUAACCACAGAACUCCACUGCUGAGCAGUUUAGUGUUCAUUCCCCAUAUGAAUGGUGCUAAACAGUUCAUCUCUCUGAUGUCGGACAGCUGUUUGAGCUCUAUACCUUUGGUCCCAUUUUACAGACAGGAAUCUGAACCAGGGCAACGUGAAGUUAGUUGCCCAAGAAUCCACAGAGAAGAAGUCAGGGAGCUGGCUUUUUGAUCUUGGCGUCUGUUCCUUGCUACUACACUAGGCUGCUCAUGAGGCCUGUGCUAGAGACUGCAGAAUGGCUGCAGUGACCUUCGCUGAGGUACCCAAAGCCAGCCUGGUGAGAGAGGAAACAGAGCUCGUUGGUUAUUCUGGAAUCUGAGGGACCCUAGGUGUUGGGGGGCGUCUUCUAGGGGCACAGAGGAUGGUGUGGCAAGGGGAGUUUCUCAGGUGAAGCUAAGAGCUGUAGCUGGGGAAGGGAAGUUGGUUGGGCAGGAUGCCCCCAGCCCUUGCUGGAGGGCCCUGCAAUGAAUAGUCCUUCCUGAUUCAGGGGAAGAAGGAAGGAGGCUUCAUGCCAGCCAGGGGCCCCCUGAGGCCUGGGGAGGAGAAGGGAAAGACAGAAAUAGAAACAGAGCAGGAGGAAGGGGGAUGGAUCUGGGCAGACAAGGUGGGAGGCAGCAAGGACAGAGGCACUAGGGAACCGCAGGCCAGGAGGCUCGCUCACCUAGUGGCCCAACCACACUUAGCCGUCUCAACCAUCACCACUCCUGGGUACUGAGGACAUCCCACAAGCCAGGCACUGUGCUCACAAUGUUCCCUGAUGCAUGAAGAUUGAGCAUGUAAACCAACACUCAGCUAAAUGGAGUUACUUGGUUAGUAAGCAUGAUAGCACUUACCUUCUGCAUCAGACGUGUAGCAUGUGCACCCACUUUUCUAGUUGAGGAAACUGGAGUUCCGAGAGGUUAAGGGGCUUGCCCAAAAUCAUACAGCCAGUAAAUGGCAGAGCCAUGAUUGGAAAGUUUACUGCCUCCAAAUCCUGCACAAGUAACCUUCUGACUAUAUUGUCUCUGUUUCACCUGAUAAAGCUUUGUUGAGCAUGUACUAUGUACCUGGUCCUGUGCAGGGGAUAUGGCAACGAACGAAAUUGACAAAUAAAUUAAAUAAAACAAGAACCCCCUGCCCCAUGGAGCUUAUAUUCCAGAGGGGGAAGACAGUAAAUAAGCAAGUAAAUAAUGAGUGUCUCGUGGUAAAUAAGUACCCUGUAAAGAGUGAUAACAGUGUGAUGGGACAGGGAAUGACUGGAAGCCUGCUUUAGAUUGAGGGUCAAAGAGAGUGAUGUUGGAGCUGAAGAAAUCCACUAUAGGAAGAGCCAGGGAAAAACAUUCCAGGCAAACUGAAUAGCAUGUGCAAAGGCCCUGAAGAGUAUACUUGCUGUGUUGGAGGUAGUGUGUUUGGACUGGAGUGAGCAGAAGAAGGGUUGGGAGAGGCACGCAGAUUCUGCAGAACCUUAUGGGCUGUGGUCAAGAGUCAAGAUUUUAUUCUUGGAGCUGUAGGAAGCCAAUGGAGGAUUUUCAGCAAAAGAGGUAUAUGGGCUGAUUUCAGUGGAGACCCCAGCUUUGUGCAUCCCUUCAAGACAAAAUCAGGAAGUGGUAUCUUAGAACUUGGCAUCCUCUCUUCAACAUAUUUGGGGUCCACAUGGUCCGUGGUUCAGCCCUUUGGAUGAUACCUUACCUGCCUUCAUUCCCCAGUAACCCCUUCAUUUAUUAGAGAAUCAUUAAUGCCAAUGACAUGCUUGUGUUUUCAAAAUUGAAAGCUUUAAACCCAAGGAACAGGUCGACUUGGUGAGAGAGGGCAUGGCAUCAUCCAAGGGGAAUGUUUGAGCAUCUGCUCUGUGCCUGGCCCUGUGUUGGGCACUGGAGAUGGAGACCCAGUGACCAAGAGAGACCCAGUCCCUGCCCUCCUGGAGCUCAGACAGAAAGAUGGCUGUGUCAGGGCUAUUACCAUUGGAAGCACAGGGGACUGGGAGCUCAGAGGAACUGUCUGACCCUGCUUGGAGGUUCAGGUACAUGUGUUAAUCAGUCUUUUGGUAGCAAGUGACAGGCACUCAGCUUAACUGAAUUAGGUAUAAAAAGCAGGCAUUUAUUGGCUCAUAUAUCUGGACAGAGACCAUUGAGGGUAAAGCUGCAAGGAAUUGGCCUUGAGACUGGAACUCAGACUUAACUCCACCAAGAUACUCUUCUCACUUGUCUCCUUUCUCUUCUCUGCCUGUCUCAGCUCAGAUUCAUCCCCUUCAACUGCAUGUGGUGAGGAAAAUGGCCAUGUGUUUACAGACACAGACUCAAUCUUUCUAGCAUCAUAGGCUAGAAGUAUAAUGGCAAAAAUAAAAAAAAAUAUCCCAGGGAAGGGCUCUGAUUGGUCCUGCACUGAUGGUGGCAUCCAUGGGAAUGGAAUGCUUUGAUUGGCCAGGUGAGGGGUCAUAUUUCUGGGUACUGUGGCUUGGGUUGGAGGAGGUACA